Lacerta agilis (Sand lizard) is the source of this 1850-nucleotide messenger RNA. RefSeq names its product SprT-like N-terminal domain (gene SPRTN). The record is from RefSeq and is a predicted model, not a curated record. Bases 523 to 1788 code for a protein of 421 amino acids. Gene Ontology annotation, biological process: DNA repair. NCBI's taxonomy places the organism in Eukaryota, Metazoa, Chordata, Lepidosauria, Squamata, Lacertidae. Gene Ontology annotation, molecular function: metalloendopeptidase activity; polyubiquitin modification-dependent protein binding; single-stranded DNA binding. The transcript has 5 exons. Gene Ontology annotation, cellular component: nucleus.
CUAUUGGAACCACACUGAACGCCACAAAAUGGUGACCUUGAUCUAGUUUUGGUCUUGUUCCAGGUGGCAUGAGCCCUGUAUCCACAAGCACGCAGUCAGAAAACAGCUUCUCUGUAUUUGUAUACUGCGUGUGGGCUCCUGGUGUUUGUUUACAACUUGAGGAGCAUGUUGUAUUCUGUCUUUUAUCUUACCUUUGUGAGAGAUGCAGUUUGUAUAGGAGAGGGCGACUUGUGACCCUCCAGAUAAUUGCUGUAUCCUGACAAUUCUCCAUGCUGAAUGAAAUUGGAAUCCAACAAUAUGUGGAGAGCAGCAUGUUUCCUGCAGUGCAUGGUAUCACAGAUUAAAAAUCAAUAAUUUGUUAUGUCUGCUAGUAUACUUGCUGCAGUGUGAUGACAUUAUUUGUAAACUAAAUAUUCUAACUCAAACUGUAACAGAAUUGGAGAAAGUGCCUGCUUUCUUACCUCUCAGGAGGUCUAGUCCAGCCACUAGCAGUGGGCACCUAAUGUUUAAUAAGAGUACCUAAUGUUUAGCAAGUAUGGUUUGUGUCUCAGUAAACAAUUUGCCUUUUUUAUUUGCAUUUCUAGGUGUGCAGGAGUUUGCUGCUAUGAAGGCCGUGGUGGAAUGUGCUCCAUCCGGCUCAGUGAACCACUUUUGAAGUUGCGGCCAAGAAAGGAUCUUGUAGAGACCCUGUUACAUGAAAUGAUUCAUGCCUUGUUAUUUGUCACCAAUAAUGACAAAGAUCAUGAAUCCCAUGGCCCAGAAUUCUGCAAACACAUGCAUCGGAUAAACCGCCUAACUGGAGCCAAUAUUACAAUCUAUCAUGAGUUUCAUGAUGAAGUGGAUUCCUAUCGCCAGCACUGGUGGCGAUGCAAUGGUCCGUGUCAAAAUAAAAAGCCGUAUUUUGGCUAUGUGAAGCGUGCAAUGAAUAGAGCACCAUCUGCAAAUGACUUCUGGUGGGCUGAGCACCAACAGACGUGCGGAGGUACAUAUACCAAGGUCAAGGAGCCAGAGAACUACACCAAGAAAGGCAAAGAGAAGAUCCCACAAUCAAAAUUCCUAGCUGAUGGCAAAGGAAACGCUAAUGGAGGCAAUAUGCAGAACCUAAUUCCUUUUAGUGGAAAAGGAUAUAUCCUUGGAGGAAAAAGCACUCUGUCACCAUCAGAGAGGACCACAAGUGAAAGCAAUGAUAGGAACAGAUUGCUGCUCAGUUUGCAGCAUCAUUCACCGUCUGGUUUGAUAAGAUCAAAUCCUCAAAAUGCAAGCAUAUCCUCACCAUUUCCUUCUGAAGGUGAUAAGAAUAGCUUUGCUUCCUGUGUUACACUCCCUAAAGUAUCAGUUGCUAACAAAAAAGCGUACACUAAUGUUAAUGGCUCGCCCAUUAGAAAUGUUUCUUUUAAUGGAGGAAGAUCAAAGUCAAGCCCUAUAAAUGUUACGUGGGAUUUACCCUCAAAGAGGACACCAGUAAAAAGCAUUUCUGGACCAUCUACUUCAACUCCAAAAUCCCAUAGUUCAUCUCAUAGAAAUAGCAGCACACACAGCGGUGGACCAGCAAAACGGGCAAAAAUUGAAGACACUGCUGCCUUUGAAAAAUACUUUAUACAUAAAACAGAUCCAGGGUUGACCAGCCCUCCUUUGAAGAGAAAGCAUGAACCAAUAGCCUCAGAAAGGCUAGCUACUUCUGCCACUGAUGAGAACAGAAACGUUUCCUGCCCUGUCUGCAGUUCUGAAGUUUUGGAAGCUAAAAUUAAUGAACAUCUAGAUUCCUGUCUCCAAGAUUCCUUAACAUGAUUCUGACAUUAAGAAUACUGCUUUGCUCAGGGGUUAUCAAUCUGGAAUGUUUCAUGUGUAUU